AAAUAAAUAAAGAAAUAGAGAAAGAAAGAAGCGAGUUUAAGAUCUCUUUUUGAGAAGAAGUAAUAAAGGCGAGUGAAGCCAAUUAGAGUAAUCCCCCUUGUCUCGUCAAUCAUGGCGCAUCAGUGGAGUUAUGGACAAAAUCCUCCGUUGGAUUUAUACAGUAAUCCAAACAUGGCUCACCAGCAGUACAUUCAGAUGCCUGGUCAAGUCCCACAAAUGCCACAGUAUACUCAGUUCCAACCAAUGCCAGGCCAGUCACCAUAUGGCCAGCCACCCUAUGGAUAUGCGGUCCCGCAAGGGUUUCCUCCUACUCAACCCACGGUACCUCCAGGCAUUGACCCCGAAGUAUAUAACUGGUUCAUAAGUGUUGAUGCUGACCAUUCUGGGAAAAUUUCAGCCAAAGAAUUACAACAGGCCUUAAUUUAUGGCAACUGGAAGCAUUCAAAUGAUAAAUCAGCUCAUUUAAUGAUAUCAAUGUUUUCUAAAGACCACAGUGACACGAUUGACUUGAUCCAGUUCCAACAUCUCUGGAAAUUUCUCCAAGAUAUGCAGGUUGUUUUUAACAGAUUCGAUCCAACUCGUUCUGGAAAAAUUGGUAUGGGAGAAUUACAAACUGCUUACCAACAAAUUGGUUUUAACAUAUCUCCAAGAACUAUCGGCAUUAUUAUGAUGAAGUUUGCUGAUCGUCAACCUGCUCUGGACAUCGCAAGCUUUAUCCACUCUUGUCUUCUGCUACACCUGCUGACAAAUUCUUUCAAACAACGCUGCCAAUCUUCACCUGAAACUGCGUCUAUGCAUUACGAUGACUACAUGCUGCUGGUGGCAACCUACAUGUUCUAAUUAUUUUGAUUUUUGAUUUCAAAAAUUCUCUUUGGUGGUUUAUGUCAUAUAUAAUAGAACUGUACCAAGUGCUGUAUCUUUAAAUUAAUUAGUCUUUUGGAGUGGAUUAAAACUGCGCCUAUUUUCAAGAAUCUCUUUUUAUUUUUCUAUCAGAUUCUACCAAUCAAAACGGUUCCUAGUUUCUCUAAGUGUACCAUCAGUCUUUUCUGAUUUUUAGACCAAAAAAUGGAUUCCAUAAACACUCAUUUCAUAAGAUCUGCUCAUUUUUGGAGUUAACAGUCAGUUUUUAAAAAAAUAAACGAAUUUAUUUUGGAUUCAUUUCCCCCCCAAAUAUUUGAAUGAAGAAAUCAGUUUUAUCAUUGAAGUAUAUUUUUUAUUUAAUUUCAUCCAUUAUUCAAUUUCAACUCUGUGUAAGAACACAUCUAAAUUUUCUGCUGCUGAUUAUAAUUUUUUAUUUUAUUUUUGUUUUUUCACUUGAUUUGCAAUCCAAGAAAUUAGACUUGUUGUCUAAAUAACGUUCUAAGAUUUAUAAACUAACCCCAUCUUUUUUUUAUAGACUCCUUAUUUUCUUAAGAAAUGAAAUUGAAUAAGACUCAUU
This is a messenger RNA of Octopus sinensis (East Asian common octopus), 1438 nucleotides long. Its product is annotated as peflin. Gene Ontology annotation, molecular function: calcium ion binding. Bases 112 to 840 code for a protein of 242 amino acids. NCBI's taxonomy places the organism in Eukaryota, Metazoa, Mollusca, Cephalopoda, Octopoda, Octopodidae. The transcript is spliced from 5 exons. The record is from RefSeq and is a predicted model, not a curated record.